Molecule: messenger RNA, 4944 nt
Organism: Prunus armeniaca (apricot)
Lineage: Eukaryota; Viridiplantae; Streptophyta; Magnoliopsida; Rosales; Rosaceae
Source: the annotation of a GenBank genome assembly
AUGGCUCUGCCAUGUGGCCUAGUCAAACAGUCCCCCGGUUGGAUUGUUUCCCCGGCGGGGUUCGUCCCGGAUUCCGAGGAAAUUCGGGGCGGGUCUUGUCAACUUGGUAUCAGAGCAUUAGGUUCAUUUUCCUUUGACCUUUGCGCUUUUGCCGCAUUGUUGAAGCUAAUGAUUCUAUGGUUUCCUUUGUGUAGAAUCAUGCAUCCUCAGCGUCCUAGAACGAGGGGUGGUCGUGUUCCGAGACGGGGAGCAAAUACUCCACCUUCCCCGCCACUACCCUCUCCACCUCCUUCACCUCCAUCUUCACCAUCUCCACCUACCGAGGAGCAUGAUGGAGAAAAUGAGCCCGGCUUGCGACAUCUCUUAUCUCGGUUCACCCGCACUAUGUCUAAUGCCUUACAUGGGAGACGGAAUGUUGAAGGUUUGGACAUAAAGAGGGUAAAGGACCUGGGAGCAAAAGAGUUUUAUGGUAGUAUUGAUCCUGCUGAGGCUGAUGCUUGGCUUACAGAGGUCGAGCGGAUAUUUGAAGUUCUCCAGUGUCCUGAUGGAGAUAAGGUUCGCUUGGCUACCUUCCUGUUAAAGGGGAAUGCAUACCAUUGGUGGAAGACAGUUCGAAGAGGGUCUGCAAACCCUGCUGCCCUUACUUGGGAAGAGUUCCAAAGGGCGUUCUUUGAUCAGUUUUACCCGCAUACUUACAAGACUACGAAGAAGGCUGAGUUUCUGCACCUGAGGCAGGGUUCCAUGUCAGUGUUCGAGUAUGAGCACAAAUUUAAUGAGCUGUCCCGGUUUGCACCUGAGUUGGUAACCACAGAAGCAGAGAAGUGCCUUCGUUUUGAAGAGGGUCUGUGGCUAGAUAUUCAGGCGGUGGUCACUGCUACGACGUAUCCUACCAUGAGAACCUUGGCCCAAGCAGCAGACAGGGUGGCGAAGGCGUACAGUCUGGGUGCAGGUAUUGGUAGGCGUCGCAGAGACUCAUCUGGUUUUGGUGGGCCCAGCCAAGGUCCAUCAAAGAGAGGUGGAUCCAGCUCUAGUUCUGCAAGCAGUGGUUGGUCCGGAGGACGUGGAACCGGUUCUGGCAGUGGGGGGUCUGGCUCUCGACCAUUCUGGAGCCAGUCCUCAGGACAACAAUCCGUGGGUAGCACCGCCAGAGAUUCUCAGAGGCCAUUUACUGUAACUUGUUAUAGUUGUGGGCAAGUUGGACAUGUGCGAAAGAAUUGCCCAAACCAGGGGCAGGCGAGUGGCUCUGGGCAAAGGAGCGGAGUGACUUGUUUCCAGUGUGGGCAGGUAGGGCACUAUAAGAGUGAGUGCCCCCUUGCUGUUGGUAGUAUUGCUGCAAAGGAGACUGGGGCCCAGCGGGGGCAAGGCAGCAAAGCUCAGGGUCAGACACAGAGUGGUGCAUCGUCGUCUGCAGCGGGUUCGUCGUCGAGUAGUGGAGUGCAGUCCACGUUUCGGGGCAGAGGCGAUAGGGGUCAGAGGGGUCAGUCUGGACGCUCUACUACGCAAGCCCGUGUAUUCUCGAUGACACAGCAAGAGGCGCAGGCUACACCCGAUGUUAUCACUGGUAUGAUCCCUAUUUUCGGUUACUUUGCUCGUGUUUUGAUAGAUCCCGGGGCCACCCAUUCUUUUAUCGCCUAUAGUUUCUUACCUUAUGCCAGUGUUAGAUCGACACCCAUGGCAGAGAAUUUGAGUAUCUCAUUACCUACGGGCGAUGUUUUGUUUGCGGACAUGGUUUUCAAGGAUUGUGAUGUCCAAGUGGGUGAUGCCAUGUUGGAAGCUGAUUUGAUUCCCUUGGAAUUAGUUGACCUUGACAUUAUCUUGGGAAUGGAUUGGCUGGAAAAGCAUCGUGCGUCGGUAGAUUGUUUUCGGAAAGAGGUUGUGUUCAGAAGUCCUGGACAACCUGAAGCAAUAUUCCAAGGAGAGCGUAGAGUUCUCUCAUCUUGUCUGAUUUCCGCCAUAAGGGCAAAACGAUUACUCAAGAAGGGUUGUGUGGGGUACUUAGCUCAUAUCAUUGAUACUCAGGGGUCCACUUUGAAUCUGGAAGAUAUUCCUGUGGUUUGUGAAUUUUCAGAUGUCUUUCCUGAUGAUCUUCCUGGUUUGCCUCCCCAGAGAGAAACCGAAUUUACUAUUGAACUUCUUCCAGGAACGAAUCCAAUUCAUCAAGCUCCUUAUAGAAUGGCACCAGCAGAGUUGCGUGAGUUGAAGACGCAAUUGCAGGAGUUGGUGGAUCUUUGGUUCAUUCGACCUAGUGUUUCCCCUUGGGGUGCACCGGUAUUAUUUGUGAAGAAGAAGGAUGGAAGCAUGAGGCUUUGUAUUGAUUACAGGCAGUUGAACAAGGUGACAGUGCGUAAUCGAUAUCCUUUGCCUCGAAUUGACGACUUGUUUGAUCAGUUGAAGGGUGCCAAGUACUUUUCCAAGAUUGAUCUGAGAUCAGGAUAUCAUCAACUCAGAGUACGGGAAGAUGAUAUUCCUAAGACAGCAUUCAGAACUCGUUACGGCCAUUACGAGUUCUUGGUGAUGCCUUUCGGAUUGACAAAUGCUCCAGCAGCGUUUAUGGAUCUCAUGAACAGAGUGUUCCGACCUUAUUUGGAUCACUUUGUGAUUGUGUUCAUAGACGACAUCCUAAUUUAUUCCCGAACUUUGGAGGGUCAUAAAAAACAUUUGAGGCUGAUAUUGAAAACUUUGAGAAGGAAGCAGCUUUAUGCCAAGUUCAGUAAAUGUCAAUUUUGGUUGGAUAGAGUGGACUUCCUUGGACAUGUGAUAUCAGCAGAAGGAAUUUAUGUGGACCCUCGUAAGGUAGAAGCAGUCGUGAAUUGGGUGCAACCCACAAGUGUAACAGAGAUACGGAGUUUCCUAGGGUUAGCAGGCUACUAUCGUCGGUUUGUAGAAGGGUUCUCUUCGAUAGCAGCACCUCUUACUCGGUUGACGAGGAAGGAUGUUAAGUUUGAGUGGACGGAGGAGUGCGAGCAGAGUUUUCAGGAGUUGAAAAAGCGGUUAACCACCGCACCUGUUUUGGCUCUUCCGGAUAACUCGGGGAACUUUGUGAUCUAUAGUGACGCAUCUUUACAAGGCUUGGGAUGUGUUCUGAUGCAACAUGAUCAGGUAAUUGCUUAUGCCUCAAGGCAACUCAAGAAGCAUGAGCAGAAUUAUCCUGUCCAUGACUUGGAACUUGCCGCAGUGGUGUUCGCUCUCAAAAUCUGGCGGGAUUAUCUGUAUGGUGAGACGUGUCAGAUUUUCACCGAUCACAAGAGCCUCAAGUACUUUUUCACUCAGAGGGAGUUGAAUAUGAGACAGCGGCGUUGGCUGGAAUUGAUUAAGGAUUAUGACUGUACGAUUGAGUAUCAUCCCGGUCGAGCUAAUGUGGUAGCCGAUGCACUAAGUCGGAAUGUUGGUGGAAGUCUAGCUCAUCUCAGAAUGGCCUAUCUUCCGUUGUUGGUAGAACUGCGGAAGGAUGGUGUAGAUUUGGAGAUGACUCCUCGGGGAGGAAUACUUGCUAGUGUGCAUGUGAGGCCUAUUCUGGUUGAGCGGGUGAUUGCAGCACAAUUGGGAGAUCCUAAUCUUUGUGUGAUAAGAUCGGAAGUAGAAAAUGGUACACGGACGGAUUACGCAAUAAGGAAGGAUGGAGCUUUGGUGACUGGAACUCGUCUUUGUGUACCCAAGAACCAUGACGACUUGAGAAGGGAAAUCAUGGAAGAAGCUCAUUGUUCUACUUACUCUAUGCAUCCGGGUAGUACUAAGAUGUAUCGGACUUUACGUGAGUACUACUCGUGGCCGCAUAUGAAGGGAGAUAUUGCUCAGUAUGUGAGCAAGUGUUUGAUUUGUCAACAAGUGAAAGCGGAACGGCAGAAACCGUCCGGACUCAUGCAACCACUUCCGAUCCCUGAAUGGAAGUGGGAGCUUAUCACAAUGGACUUCGUUUUCAAACUCCCACGUACUUCAAAGGGGUAUGACGGAAUUUGGGUGAUAGUUGACCGACUCACCAAAUCCGCCCAUUUUCUACCUAUAAAGGAAACCUAUUCUUUGUCAAGGCUGGCAAAACUCUUUGUGGAUGAGAUCGUGAGAUUGCAUGGAGCUCCUGUGUCUAUUGUAUCGGACAGGGAUGCAAGGUUCACAUCUCAUUUCUGGAAGUGUUUAAAUGAGGCUAUGGGUACGAAGUUACAUUUUAGUACUGCUUUUCACCCACAGACUGAUGGACAGUCGGAAAGAACCAUUCAGACCUUGGAAGACAUGUUAAGGUCUUGUGUUUUACAACUGAAAGACAGUUGGGAUACUCACCUUGCAUUGGUGGAAUUUGCUUAUAACAACAGUUACCAUUCGAGCAUUGAGAUGGCUCCAUAUGAGGCUCUGUAUGGAAGAAUGUGUAGAACUCCUGUUUGUUGGAAUGAAGUGGGUGAAAGAAAGUUGGAAAAGGUAGAUAGUAUCCGAGCCACAACUGAGAAGGUGAAAAUGAUUAGAGAGAAGUUGAAAACCGCACAAGAUCGACAGAAGAGUUAUGCGGACAACAGGUCCAAGGAUCUUGAGUUUGCAGUGGGGGAUUGGGUGUUUCUAAAGUUAUCUCCAUGGAAGGGUGUGAUGAGGUUCGGUAAACGCGGGAAGUUAAGCCCUCGUUAUAUUGGACCUUAUGAGAUUACUGAACGCAUUGGACCAGUUGCCUAUAGACUUGCCUUACCUAUAGAACUAUCUCGGAUCCAUGACGUGUUUCAUGUAUCCAUGUUAAGGAAGUACAUGCCUGAUCCUUCUCAUGUUUUAGAGCACCAACCUAUGGAGUUGAGUGAAGAUUUGACAUAUGAGGAGCAACCUGUACAGAUCUUGGACAGGAAGGAGCAAAGGUUGCGCUCUAGAUCCAUUCCUGUAGUGAAGGUAUUAUGGAGAAGUCAAACUGUUGAAGAGGCUACUUGGGAACCCGAGGCGCAAAUGCGGACCCAGUACCCUUAUCUCUUCAAUUGA